This is a messenger RNA of Scomber scombrus (Atlantic mackerel), 1482 nucleotides long. Its product is annotated as retinoic acid receptor beta-like. The record is from RefSeq and is a predicted model, not a curated record. Lineage: Eukaryota; Metazoa; Chordata; Actinopteri; Scombriformes; Scombridae. The transcript is spliced from 8 exons. Gene Ontology annotation, biological process: retinoic acid receptor signaling pathway; regulation of transcription by RNA polymerase II; cellular response to corticotropin-releasing hormone stimulus. Gene Ontology annotation, cellular component: nucleus; transcription regulator complex. The coding region runs from base 1 to 1482 and encodes 493 amino acids. Gene Ontology annotation, molecular function: nuclear glucocorticoid receptor binding; nuclear receptor activity; zinc ion binding.
AUGAAGACCGCCAGCCGCGCCCAGCCCCGCAGCAGUCCUCCGCUGGUCCAGAUGAGGCACUACACACCUGGGGUGUAUCCUUUCCUUUUCCCAUCGGUCAUCAGCUCCCUGCCACAGCUGCCGCCACCAUCACCGCAGAGGCUCCAGAUCCAGCAGCCAUCUAGCAGCGGCAGCACACCGUCACCUGUGGCCAUUGAAACGCAGAGCACCAGCUCCGAGGAGCUCGUCCCCAGCCCGCCGUCCCCGCCGCCCCCUCCCAGAGUCUACAAGCCCUGCUUCGUCUGCCAGGACAAGUCCUCUGGAUACCACUAUGGUGUCAGUGCUUGUGAGGGCUGCAAGGGUUUUUUCCGCCGAAGCAUCCAGAAGAACAUGGUGUACACGUGUCACCGGGACAAGAACUGCAUUAUCAACAAGGUGACGAGAAACCGCUGUCAGUACUGCCGGCUGCAGAGGUGCUUCUCGGUGGGAAUGUCCAAAGAGUCUGUUCGAAAUGACCGGAAUAAAAAGAAGAAGGAGAGCCCAAAGCCGGAGCUGGCAGAGAGCUACGAGAUGACAGCCGAGCUGGAGACCAUCAUAGAAAAGAUUCGUAAGGCCCAUCAAGAAACCUUCCCCUCCCUCUGCCAGCUUGGCAAAUACACCACGAACUCGAGUGCAGAUCACCGUGUGAGGCUGGACCUGGGCCUGUGGGACAAGUUCAGCGAGCUGGCCACUAAGUGCAUUAUCAAGAUCGUGGAAUUUGCCAAACGAGUGCCUGGCUUCACUGCGCUGACCAUCGCGGACCAGAUCACGCUCCUGAAAGCUGCCUGCCUGGACAUUCUGAUCCUGCGCAUCUGUACAAGGUACACCCCGGAAAAGGACACCAUGACCUUUUCAGACGGGCUGACCCUCAACCGAACGCAGAUGCACAAUGCUGGCUUCGGCCCGCUCACUGACUUGGUGUUCACCUUUGCCAACCAGCUGCUGCCCAUCGAGAUGGACGACACAGAGACAGGCCUCCUCAGCGCCAUCUGUCUCAUCUCCGGAGACCGUCAGGACCUGGAGGAACCCUCCAAGGUGGACCAGCUCCAAGAGCCGCUGCUGGAAGCUCUGAAGAUCUACGUGAGGAAACGUCGGCCCAGCAAACCGCACAUGUUCCCCAAAACACUGAUGAAGAUCACAGACCUGCGCAGCAUUAGCGCUAAAGGAGCAGAGCGCGUCAUCUCUUUAAAGAUGGAGAUCCCCGGUUCCAUGCCACCUCUCAUCCAGGAGAUGCUGGAGAACUCAGAGGGCCAAGAUGGCCAGAGCAGCAGCAGCAGCAGCAGCAGCAGCAGCAGCAGCAGCAAGAGCAGCAGCAAGAGCAGCAGCAGCAGCACUUCGGCCGAGGCGGGGUCCAGCAGCCCCAGCAGUAAGGACAGCCCCGAGGAAGACACCGCCGCUCUGGAGUCGCCGGAGUCCCCGGACAACAAGAGGGCUACGGCCACGCCGCCCAGCGACGAGCCCUAG